AUGUCCGGGAAGGACGGAGCUACCACAGUGGGGUGCCCGGAGCCGGAGAGUGGUGCAUCUGCAGGAAGUCGACGACGAGAGGUGGAGGAAGAGGAAGCUACACUACAUACGGAGAAGAAGUUGAAAAGCAUGGGCAGGCCGUCCACGGAGGCGCUGGCGAUGGCGGGCGCCGACUGGGCGCGGUACUGCGUCGACGACCAAGAAGAAGAUGACGCGCCGCCGGAGCACCUGCGGGCGUUCGAGGCGUUCCUGGAGACGGUGGUGCCGGCGGACAUGGUGCUGGCGUUCGGGCGCGAGGAGGCCGCCCACCGCGGCGAGGGGCGGCGCCGGAGCCACCGGGAGGACGUCGAGGAGAAGCUCAAGCUGUGGGCGAAGGCCGUGGCCCGGGAGGCCAAGCGCGGCGCGCUCGGCUCCCGGCAGCAGGCUACCUCACACCUCGCCUCGUUGCCGACGCGCGAGGCAUUGUUGUCAAAUAUUAACAAGUGA
Molecule: messenger RNA, 486 nt
Organism: Setaria italica (foxtail millet)
Lineage: Eukaryota; Viridiplantae; Streptophyta; Magnoliopsida; Poales; Poaceae
Exons: 3
Coding region: 1-486 (161 amino acids)
Source: RefSeq, a predicted model, not a curated record